Linum tenue is the source of this 2328-nucleotide messenger RNA. The record is from the annotation of a GenBank genome assembly. Lineage: Eukaryota; Viridiplantae; Streptophyta; Magnoliopsida; Malpighiales; Linaceae.
CUAGCUAGCUCGCUCCCCAAAAACCGAACUGUGUACCACUUAACAAAGAUGAGUACCAUUACCACCAUGACCCAACUUCUUCAAAGCUUAACUUCUUCUCUUCUACUAAUUAUGAUCACUACCCUCUUUUUACUCUCCUCCGGCUUAUCGGAACAAGCUGUUUCCGGUGACGGGGAGUUGAGAACUUACAUGGUCCUCUUGAGACGACCGGAAGGUGCAGCGUUUUCUCUCCAAUCAGCCGAUGACGUGGACGAGUGGUACCAUUCAUUCUUGCCUCCAAGUACUGCUUCAGAACGACAGCACCCGUUGGUUCACCGUUACCGGCACGUGGUGACGGGGUUCGCCGCCGAACUGACGGCGGAAGAAGUGAAGACGAUGGAAACGAAAGAAGGGUUCGUGAGAGCCUGGCCGGACAAGAUUCUGUCUCUGGCCACCACGCACAGCCAGGAGUUCAUGGGAUUGCACCAAAACGCUGGCGUUUGGAAGUCCACUAACUACGGCAAGGGAGUCAUUAUUGGAGUUGUGGACACAGGAACAACGCCAGGUCACCCAUCAUUUAGCGACGAGAAGAUGCCUCCGCCGCCGGCAAAAUGGAAAGGUAAAUGUGAGCUCGCCUACGGCUCCACUUGCAACAAAAAGCUAAUUGGGGCGCGUAACUUCUACGCGCCGGGAACUCCUAUGGCCGACGACGACAACGGCCACGGCACCCUCACUUCGAGCAUAGCAGCGGGCAGCCCGGUCAAAGGCGCGAGCUUGUUCGGGCAAGCGAACGGGACGGCCGUCGGCACCGCACCGCUGGCCCACGUGGCCGUCUACAAGGCCUGCAGCGCCGACGGAGGGUGUCCUCAGAGCGCCGUGCUUGCCGCGAUCGACGCCGCCGUGGGGGACGGCGUCGACGUGAUUUCGCUCUCCAUGGAAGCCGACUCGGUCCCUUACUACGAGGACCCAAUUGCGGUUGGAGCGUACGGGGCGAUUCGGAAGGGAGUUUUUGUGAGCUUGGGAGCUGGAAACGGCGGCCCAGCCGCCGGCACCGUCGUGAAUGAUUCGCCGUGGGUUCUGACAGUCGGGGCCAGCACGAUUAACCGGAAAAUAAAAGCGACGGUGCUUUUGGGUAAUAACGCGGAGCUGGUCGGCGAGUCCCUCAUCCAGCCUCGCGAUUUCCCGUUGACGUUGUUGCCGCUUAUUUACGCCGGCGCCGGGACGAAUGCAUCUUCUGCUUUCUGCAUUCCAGGAUCGUUGAAGACCAUGGACGUUAAGGGGAAAAUCGUGCUAUGUACCAAACUAAAUGGCAGCAACAGAGCAACAAGAAUUGCCGCGGGCCAAGAAGUGAAAGACAACGGCGGCGCCGCCAUGAUCCUAAUGAACGAGCAAGCUGGUGAUUCCGUCACUCCACCCGACCCGCACGUGCUCCCGGCGUCGCACGUGAGCCACGAGGCCGGAUACUUCAUCAAAACCUACAUAAGGUCAACGCCGUCGCCGACGGCCACCAUCGUGUUCAAAGGGACCGUGCUGCUGGUCCCGGACGCUCCCCAGCUCGCCAUGUUCUCAUCAAGAGGCCCAAGCCCACAAACCUCUGGGAUCCUGAAACCGGACGUUAUUGGGCCUGGGGUGAACAUCCUGGCAGCCUACCCAACAUCACAGGAAAAUACCCAAAACACGCCCUUCGCUAUGGCUUCGGGGACUUCCCUGUCUACUCCUCACCUGAGUGGAGUUGCUGCUCUAAUCAAAACCGCUCACCCUGAUUGGUCACCUGCAGCUAUAAAAUCCGCCCUCAUGACCACUACAUUUGUACUAAAUCUCAACAACAAAGGUAUCGUCGACGAAGAUUUCCACAGCGUUGGGUGUUUCGAUAUGGGCGCGGGUCAUGUUAACCCAGAGAGAGCGAUCCACCCGGGUUUGGUUUACGAUAUCGAACCAAAGGAUUACGUGGGUUUUAUGUGUGGUAUGGGUUACAAUGACACGGAAGUUAGCGUCGUUGUGAAUCGUGGAGUAAGCUGCUCGAACCGGUCUAGCAUUACUGCUUCUCAAUUGAAUUACCCAUCGAUUUCGAUCACGUUGGGUUGGACCCCACAGACUUACACGAGGAUCGUGACGAAUGUUGGAGUGGCGAACUCGACUUACCGGGUCAACGUUGUCGAGCCGGAGGGUGUUUAUGUCAGAGUAACACCCACCAUACUCGUAUUUCAAGAAUUGAACCAGAAGUUGACGUAUUCGGUCACGUUUAACAGGAAGCAAGGACUCAUGAGAUCUCGUGCACUGGCACAAGGCUCGAUGAGUUGGUUUUCUUUCAGUGGAUUUGUAGUUACAAGUCGAAUCACAGUCCAUUGA